Molecule: messenger RNA, 1428 nt
Organism: Acanthisitta chloris (rifleman)
Lineage: Eukaryota; Metazoa; Chordata; Aves; Passeriformes; Acanthisittidae
Gene: TMEM161B
Product: transmembrane protein 161B
Exons: 11
Coding region: 1-1428 (475 amino acids)
Source: RefSeq, a predicted model, not a curated record
AUGGUAAUGGCUAGUGUCAUACAGAAGAUCAUACCUCACUAUUCUCUUGCUCGUUGGCUUCUCUGUAGUGGCAGUUUGCGGUGGUAUCAACAUCCCACUGAAGAAGAACUACGGAUUCUUGCAGGGAAGCAAAGAGGGAAGAGCAAAAAAGAUAGAAAAUACAAUGGUCACAUUGAAAACAAACCAUUAACCAUUCCAAAAGACAUUGAUCUUCAUCUGGAAACAAAAUCUGUGACAGAAAGGGACACUAUUGCAUUGCAUUAUUUUCCAGAAUAUCAGUGGUUGGUGGAUUUCACUUUUGCAGCUACAGUUGUAUAUGUGGUGACAGAAGCCUAUUACAGCAUUGUGAAGCCCUCCCAAGAAAUGAAUAUCAGUGUAGUAUGGUGUCUGCUUGUCUUAGCUUUUGCAGUUAAGGUACUGUUUUCAUUGACUACCCAUUAUUUCAAAGUUGAGGAUGGAGGUGAAAGAUCAGUCUGUGUCACAUUUGGUUUUUUCUUCUUUGUGAAAGCAAUGGCUAUUCUCAUUGUGACAGAAAACUAUCUAGAGUUUGGACUGGAAUCAGGAUUCUCAAAUUUCUCAGAAAGUGCUAUGCAGUUUCUUGAAAAACAAGGUUUGGAAUCCCAGGGUCCUGUGUCUAAACUAACCUUCAAAUUGUUCCUGGCUGUUCUGUGUUCACUUAUUGGUGCUUUUUUGACAUUCCCUGGCUUGCGACUGGCUCAAAUGCAUCUGGAUGCUCUGAAUUUAGCAACAGAAAAAAUAACACAAACACUGCUACAUAUAAACUUCUUGGCACCUUUGUUUAUGGUUCUGUUGUGGGUAAAACCGAUCACUAAGGACUACAUUAUGAACCCACCUUUGGGCAAAGAGAGCAUUCCUUUGAUGUCAGAAGAUACGUUUGACACUGUCAGGUUGUGGAUUAUAAUCCUGUUAUGUGCUUUACGGUUGGCUAUGAUGCGUCAUCACUUACAGGCCUAUCUGAAUUUAGCCCAGAAAAGUGUAGAUCAGAUGAAAAAGGAAGCUGGCAGAAUAAGUAUGGUUGACUUACAGAAAAUGGUGGCUCGAGUGUUCUAUUAUCUCUGUGUAAUUGCACUACAAUAUGUUGCACCAUUGGUAAUGCUCCUUCACACAACUCUGCUCUUGAAAACACUAGGUAAUUAUUCUUGGGGCAUCUACCCAGAAUUGAAUUUUGAUACUCCAGUAGAAAACAAUUUGCUUCCGAGUUCCAUUUAUUCUGAGUCUCUACCUGCUGAUGGAAAGAUGAAAGUGACUGUAGUGCAAAUAACAAUGGCUUUGGGAAGCCUAAAGAAUAUUUUCACUCCUCUCCUGUUUCGGGGAGUCCUGUCUUUCCUCACCUGGUGGAUUGCUGCUUGCCUUUUUUCUACAAGCCUUUUUGGGCUCUUCUAUCACCAGUACCUGACUGUGGCGUGA